Tachysurus fulvidraco (yellow catfish) is the source of this 4878-nucleotide messenger RNA. RefSeq names its product serine/threonine kinase 36 (fused homolog, Drosophila) (gene stk36). Lineage: Eukaryota; Metazoa; Chordata; Actinopteri; Siluriformes; Bagridae. The transcript is spliced from 20 exons. Gene Ontology annotation, cellular component: cytoplasm. Gene Ontology annotation, molecular function: protein kinase activity; ATP binding. The record is from RefSeq and is a predicted model, not a curated record. Gene Ontology annotation, biological process: protein phosphorylation. The coding region runs from base 446 to 4222 and encodes 1258 amino acids.
GGGCUAUUGGAUGAUCUGUUACUAAAGUUGCUAGGCGCUGUUUGUUUUUGUACCUGGUUGAGUUGUACGAUACAAUAACGGAACUUUUUCAAAAGUUUGCUCAGCUUUGUAUCAACAAUAAUCUGCGGACUAGGAAACGCUUCACUUUAACACUGUUAUACUCGGUGGUGUAGAACCUGUUAAUGGAUAAUUCACACUUAUUUAAAAGUUCUUUAAAACAGUUAGCUAGCCACAUGACAGUGUGGCUAGCUAACUGGUAACCGGCUAACCCGAGGGCUUAUUACUGUCUGAAACUAGUUGUUUAUAUCAGUUUAUUUAAGUUUAUUGUCUUCGUUUGUUGUAACGCAGCACAAUGAGCGUUUUUGUAAUCUAUUCUUGCCUACUAAACCUGGCAAAUUAAUAAAAUUAAUUGUUUAGAAGGUGUUGCUAUUCCUCUGUAACUCUAAUGAUGGAGCAGUACCAUGUUUUGGAGCUGAUAGGCGAAGGCUCGUUUGGUCGAGUGAAAAAAGGUCGUCGAAAGUUUAGCGGCCAGGUUGUGGCUUUAAAGUUCAUCCCUAAAGUGGGUCGGUCUGAAAAAGAGCUCCGGAGCCUGAAGAGAGAGAUUGAGAUCAUGAGGGGACUCAAGCAUCCAAACAUAGUUCUGCUUUUGGACAGUUUUGAGACACAAACCGAGGUGGUAGUUGUCACUGAGUAUGCAGAAGGUGAAUUGUUUCAAAUCCUGGAAGAUGAUGGAUGUUUACCUGAGAGCCAGGUGCGAGAGAUAGCUUGCCAGCUGGUAUCGGCCCUGUAUUACUUGCACUCCCAUCGUAUAUUGCACCGCGACAUGAAACCACAGAACAUCCUUCUGGGCAAAGGGGGUGUGGUGAAGCUCUGUGACUUUGGAUUUGCCCGGGCUAUGAGUGUGUCUACGCUGGUGUUAACCUCCAUUAAGGGGACUCCUCUGUACAUGUCUCCGGAGUUGGUGGAAGAGAAACCCUACGACCACACAGCUGACCUCUGGUCUUUGGGCUGCAUUCUCUACGAGCUCCACACGGGGGCGCCGCCGUUCUACACCAACUCCAUCUUUCAUCUUGUGCACCUGAUUGUCAAGGACCCGGUCAAAUGGCCAGAAAAUAUGAGCCAGGGCUGCAUGAGUUUUCUGAAGGGUCUGUUGAAUAAAGACCCACAGAAGAGGCUGACCUGGCCUGGCCUGCUUCACCAUCCAUUUGUAGCAGAUGGAGUCUUAGUUUUACCAGACGAGGGAUCGUGCAAACCCCUGACCAUAAUGCCCACUGCAGACGUCCAAGCCAUGAAGCAGCAGCAGGUGGCAGAAAAAUCUGCACCUCGCUGCGGAAAGGGCAAAUUAAUGCACAGAGCCAGAGACCAGCAUGACAAAAAGCAGAAGAAAAAACAGGACCAGUUGAAGAUCGUGAAAGCGCUUGUUAACAACCAGCCUCGCACCAAAACUGCCCCGGCUGGAGAAGCCCCCACCAGCAACCAUUCAUUGGGCAGCACCUUUACAGUGUGUCGAAAUUCAGCUCAUUCACCAGCCAAUCAGCAUCAAGCCAAUGACAUUGGUGUUGCCAGUGCGAGUCCGGCUCCGUGCAAGGGCCAAAUCAGCAGGGACUUUGAGAGAGAGUUUCCUUCGGUGGAGGUCGGGCCAGGGAUUAUGGUCAGACGCUCCAGACCUGGUCACACCAACUUGGCUUCUGUUCGGAUGGACAGUGAUGAGCAAGAUGUUAACAGUGAUGAAGAGUGGCAGCGUUUGGCUGAAGUGACGGAUCACAUGUCUAUGCUUAUGGAUCCCCACAUCCAUCAGAAACUGAAGAACAAGCUCCUCAGAUGCAAGGAGCAGCUCCUCACUGGAAAGUUAGAAGAGCCUUCCACUAUGCUUCACCUCCUCAAGAUCCUCACUACCAUUAUCCUCACCCCUGAUGUCAGGAGAAUCAGCAAGGAGAUCGAUGUGCUUCAACUUUUAUUUAGUCUGAUUGAGGUGAUGCUUAACAGUCCUGAAGUAUUAAAGAAGCCGUGGAGCGAGAGGGUGCUGGCAGAGCUGACGGCUGUGCUUCUGCCGAUUUGGGAGAACCAGCCUGACUGGCAAAUGAAUGAGAAAAGAGCUAAGGAUUUGUGCCAGCUGUUGAUAUCAUUAUUACUCCAUCCAGACCUAAACGCUCUGGCACCACAUGCAGCUGCAGUCCUGAGUCUGUUUGUUCACUACGGAGUGUAUGUUAACAUCCACAUGGACAGACUUACGACACUUCUUGAGGGUCUACUGUCAGGACCAGAGGAGCCUCAUUACCCUUUGCCUCCUGGCUGGGGCAUGUGUGACGGUGUCUUGGCAUUAAUUCUUUAUUUUCUCAAUGAGAGUGAAAGCAGCGCUCUGUAUGAUUCUUUGAACUCCGAGGUUUGGUGUCACUUGUGGUCUAAAGUUGGCACUAUUCUUGAAAGCACAGAAGCCAAAUCUGAUUUUCUUUCAGUUGAUGGUCUCUCGGUCCUUCUAUCCAUCACUCUGUUUGCUUUUUCCAAUGAGCCUCACGACUGCCUUUCCCUGUUUUUUGACGACGACAAAAAACUUAUCCGCAUCCUCGUUCGUCUCUUGACUACAGAUAGCAGCUCAGCACCACUUAAAAGGGGUCUCCUGUGGGGUGGCUCUGAUAUGAAUAGUCUAGCCGUGAUGAGCUGCCAGUUGCUGCGCUUUCCGUUUGCUGUGGAGCUGCCCCAGGAGAAAAUGGAGAAAAUUCUCCACUCGUAUCAAAGCCUGAAUAUAGUGGAAGGCUUAGUUCAGAUGAUUCAACUCCAAUCCCCUGCUCUCUUAGAGCUUCCUCUUUCUCUCUUGCGCCGUCUUUGCCUUUUCUCCCCUAAGCACGCAGUUCCAAGCUUCACCACAGCAUCCCAGGACUGUGGGUUUCUUCCCCAAUGUCUAUCAUCAGACCAAACCCUAAAUAACCUUAACCAGUCUGAGAAUGUAGCAGAACAGCCUAGACUUAUUGGCACUCCUCAUAAAAAACAGUUAGAAAUGGGCAGAAUUGAUUGGGAUCACUCUAAGAGAACAAAAGACAUAACAAGAGUCAGUAUAAAUAAAAGUAAUAACACAAGGGAUUCUCCUAAUGUGCACUCCCAGCUAUCCAAAACCAAGUCUGCAAAGGUGAGGGGAAAAGACUUUAAUUCAAAGAUCAAACAAGACAUAAAAACUCUCAGCAUAGAACACCUUCAAGAUUGUAUAGAGCAGCACGAUGAAGGUGUGGAGGAGCUUCUAGACAGCCUGGAGUUUCACAAAGGCUUCUCAGACCAUCUCAGACAUCCCACAGCACGGCACAAGAGCAACAAAAGCUGGUUUAUUGACAGUUUAGAGCAGCCCAAAAACAGCGUACCUCCCACUAAUGUAAUUAAGGGCUGUUCUAAUGCAUCAGAUGUCAAAGGUCAAUCUCCUGAUAUUAGGACAGCAAGUUCUCUUUUGUGUAUGCUGCUGCAGAAUGAAUCCCUGUUUGGGUGUGCAGUGCAGCUUCUGUCUCUGCUGUGUCAGGCUUGUGCACCUGGCUCUGCCUUUUCUGCUGUGCCUGUGGACCCGGUUGUGCUCCGAGCUGCCGUACUCCACCAUGAUGAUGGGGUCCGAGCUGCUGGCUGCAACCUCUUGGCUUGCCUAGAACCAGAUUUCAGACAGACCUCCUCCAAAGUAAAUGCAGGACCAAACUGGACCAUCGAGCCAGCAGUGUUCAAGGACUUGCUAAGCCGCUUGUCUGAUUCUGCACCUUCUGUACGUAGGAGUGCAUGUAGGGCUGCAGUAAAGUGGCUAGGCAUGAUGAAAAAGACUGAAGUCACAUCGAAGGGGAACCAGCAUUUACAGGGGACUGAAUGCAGAAGGAGAACCAUCAGCCCUCUAGCUGUAACAGGCAGAGGAAGAAUGAGGCCAAGGGUUGAGGGUAUCAGACAACAGAUAAAUGCCGGCUCUGACUGUCCUUUAGGUUCUACAGGUACUUCUAUGGCAGGGGAGGAGUGGCUCAAUGUCGCCAUGGGAGCAGCUUCUCCAGCAGUUUCUCUCCUCUCAGAUUCUGAUGCCAUCAUUCGACAUCAAGUCUGCAUCAUCCUAGAGAGCAUGGCCGCCAUUACAGGAGGUGAAAGAGCACUGAUAAGCGUGGAUGCUCCCCGUCAACUCCACUGCCUCGUCCGCACUGACUCCCAUCAUGCAGUGCGGCGGCAAGCCUUGGCGGCCCUGUGUGCGUUUAGACAACAGGACUCAUUGUAGCAGGCUCUGAAAUCCAUUGAAGCUGAGCUUAAACUCCACCACAUAUCCCAGCCUUCACUUCAGAGCAAUUACAGACGGAUGGGUCAAGCAGAGGGGAAACAUAAUGUAGAAUCAACACCAAGAUAAAAAAAAAAGUGCAGUUAUUAUAAUGCUAGUAAUUAUCAGCAUGUCAUUGAGUUAUUUUUUGGCUGCCAGGCAGUUGUUAUUCUUAACUACCAUAUUGUCAAUUAUUAAACCUGUACAGUUUGUUUGUUUGCUUGUUUUUUAUGGAACGGUGGCUUUGAACUUUGACAAAGAUUAAAGCCUGAAACCUAAGCAAUCCCAACUUCAAUGUGAUUUGGACUGAGACUAGCCUGAUGCUGUGCCUGCACAACCUACAUGUAUGAUAGAAAUGAACAGUUUUGUACAAUUCUGUAGAAUGUUUGUAUUUAUAGUAAGUAAACACUAAGGAUGCUCUGCUUUAAAUGACAUUGAUUUAAGAAAAAAAAAGGGGGCAUUAUUUUUCAGACCUGCUUGUCCAAUAGACUCUAAUUUUUAUUUGUCUUUUAAUGAUAUUGGAAUCAUUUUUUAUAGACAGUUUUACUUGCAGUAAAUUGCAGAUGUCCUGGAAGUUGUUGUAACCUCACGAACAUUGAAUAAAUUAUAUUUGGACAAAA